Messenger RNA from Candoia aspera, 2011 nucleotides. It is a transcript of the gene TMED9, whose product is annotated as transmembrane p24 trafficking protein 9. The transcript is spliced from 5 exons. Gene Ontology annotation, biological process: intracellular protein transport; COPI coating of Golgi vesicle; endoplasmic reticulum to Golgi vesicle-mediated transport. Gene Ontology annotation, cellular component: endoplasmic reticulum; COPII-coated ER to Golgi transport vesicle; endoplasmic reticulum-Golgi intermediate compartment. Bases 46 to 717 code for a protein of 223 amino acids. NCBI's taxonomy places the organism in Eukaryota, Metazoa, Chordata, Lepidosauria, Squamata, Candoiidae. The record is from RefSeq and is a predicted model, not a curated record.
CGAUUACGUGGCGCGAGAGCGGAGGCAGGACGCAAGCGCGGCAGCAUGGCGGCUCCCGGUGGUUGGUCGAGUGUGUUCUUGUUGCUGCUCGUUGCGGGGAUCGCACGCCCUGCGUGGGGCCUCUACUUCCACCUGGGCGAAACGGAACGCAAGUGUUUCAUCGAGGAGAUCCCGGACGAAACCAUGGUCAUCGGGAACUACCGGACGCAGUUGUAUGAUAAGCAGCGAGAGGAGUACCUUCCCGCCACGCCCGGCCUGGGCAUGUUUGUGGAAGUGAAGGACCCCGAUGAAAAGGUGGUAUUGUCCCGGCAGUAUGGCUCAGAGGGCAGAUUCACCUUUACUUCACACACCCCAGGAGAGCAUCAGAUCUGCCUGCACUCCAAUUCCACAAAGUUUUCUCUUUUUGCAGGAGGCAUGCUGAGGGUCCAUCUUGACAUCCAAGUUGGGGAACAUGCCAAUGAUUAUGCUGAGAUUGCAGCUAAGGACAAGCUGAGUGAGCUGCAGUUGCGUGUUCGCCAACUUCUGGAGCAGGUAGAACAGAUCCAGAAAGAACAAAACUACCAAAGGUGGCGAGAAGAGCGCUUCCGGCAAACCAGUGAAAGCACAAACCAACGGGUUCUCUGGUGGUCCAUAGUCCAGACUCUCAUUCUUGUAGUUAUUGGAGUUUGGCAAAUGAGGCACCUCAAGAGUUUCUUUGAAGCCAAGAAGCUGGUAUAAAAAUGGAGUAAUAUCAGCCCAAAGCCUGCAUUUCUCCCAGGAGCAGUUCCUGGCACUUCAGGUGUCUGCGUUGAUCCCCUCUUCUCUCAUUGGCCCUUUCCACCAGACUGGGUACUUGCCAGGAUCUGUGCCAUCUACCUCCCACUGCCUCAGCUCUUCUUCCCCCUUCAACAUCUCAGCCUGUGGUGAUUCCAGUGCAGUGUUUUGCCCCAGGAAGAUGCUGCAUUCUUUCCAGAUAGUCGAGACCAGCCCACCCCUCCUCCUCCUCCUGCUCUUUAGCUCUGUAUGAGGAGUGUGUUUUGUUUUUGUCUUUGCAGAGAGGGGAGAGAGGCACAAUGUCUUCAACUUUUCUUCUGGCUAAAUAUGUUCUUCAAAAUUAGACUCUUCUGAAGGGUGAUUGGAACUUUGUGUACCCAGCAUCACAAUAUAUCAUAGCCAAGAAAACUCUUGCUGUUUUUAGCUGUGUUGCAUACAUACUAGCACUGAUUUCUAAAUAACACCAGUGCAUUGCUCAGGAUAAUGUUUUGAAUGAGAAGUUCUGGAGGCUCUCCUUGCAAUUCUCCUGUUCUAUAUAUUUGUCAUGAAUGAGAUGCAGUUUGUUUUGGGGAUUAGCUUCUGUGGAAUUAAUAGGUGGAGCGUAUUAGGAUUCUUUCUGAAAUCUGUCUUUCAGGCUUAAUGUGCUGAUCACUGGGCUACUAAUAAGUGAUAACUUAAGUAUUGAAAUUUACUUAGCUCUCCUGUAGCUUGUUAGUAUUAGGGUUUUUCCUGUAUCACCAUUUUCUGGCAGAUAGGAUGCUUCAUUUUCUCAUUACUGUGAAUGUAUAAGCAGUUACAAGGUUGCUUUUACAACAAUGCAACUCUUAAAGUAGCAGCAUUCAGUGGUAUAUUUGCAGUGGUAUCUGCAGCAAACCACAGUGAAUCCAAAAUUAUGCAAUACAUGUGAUCUCAUGCAAAUGCCACCUACUUGCAUCCCAAUGUGUGUGAUGCUUGUACAUAAGUCAGGGCAUUUGCAUGGCAACAUCACACACAUUUUGUCAUCUCUCCUGUCUUUGCAGAUGCCUGGAUAUCCAUGUUUCUGCUGCUCCACCAACAAAAUCUUAAUUACAUUUAUUUGGAAGAAAAUCCUACUGACUUCAUUCGAACACCCUUCCAAAUAAAGUUGCUAACAUUUUUAGCUUAAGUCUCCUUUGGGUUUCUUUUGCCAAAUUCCUGGAUAUCUAGCAAAUUCUACAUACUUAUUCUUACAAAAUUAGGGAAGCAUCCCCUUGUUAUCUCUUCAGCAUCUAAAUAUGGG